ACCUAAUAUUUAAAUUCUAACAGAUGCGGAUAUCAAAAGUUGGAGUCGACGCCAUAUACAACGUUCACAGAACUUCUUACAAGUACGGGCCAAUUGCAACGAUCAUCUACAAGGCUGCAGGCUCCUCUCUUGAUUGGGCUUACGAUAAGGCAGGAGUGAAGGUUGGUUUUGCGCUGGAACUUCGAGAUACUGGACGUUAUGGUUUCCUCCUCCCUAAAGAACAGAUCAUCCCAACAGCUGAAGAAACAUGGGCUGGUAUCCAAGCCAGCAUCCGAGCAAUUUAAAUUUCGAAUGUUAAUAAUAGACCUGGAAGUCGGUGUUUCAAAUUUGACUCUUUCUAAGCGAACUUAAGAUUUAACAAUAGUAGCAUUAUUUUUUACAGAUGUAUAUGUAUUUUUAUGUGUAUAUGGAUAUUACAUAUAAUUUGAAAUGAAAAUAAAAGGAGUCCUUCGAAAAUAA
Molecule: messenger RNA, 459 nt
Organism: Limulus polyphemus (Atlantic horseshoe crab)
Lineage: Eukaryota; Metazoa; Arthropoda; Merostomata; Xiphosura; Limulidae
Product: carboxypeptidase A1-like
Exons: 2
Coding region: 24-284 (86 amino acids)
Biological process (GO): proteolysis
Molecular function (GO): zinc ion binding; metallocarboxypeptidase activity
Source: RefSeq, a predicted model, not a curated record